This is a messenger RNA of Amoebophrya sp. A25, 276 nucleotides long. The record is from the annotation of a GenBank genome assembly. Lineage: Eukaryota; Dinophyceae; Syndiniales; Amoebophryaceae.
AAGACAUCGAUUUGCGACCUGGUAGGGAUUCGGUCAGAGGGCGACGAUACUGGCGAGAUGGAAGAAACAUUGCGUACUGGUAGGAAAGAAAAGAAAAAGCAAACGUCUGGCAGGAGUUCCAGCACAGUAGAAAUGAAGACGGGAGAGAGCAGGUGGUGGCAAAGAGAGACGGUAACGCAAUCGACAGCGAAUUUACUUACAACUUUUUCUUACAUUGCAAAGAACGGCAAGGAACGUGCCAUUUCACUGAUUUCCUCAUCUCCGAGUAGUGCGAUC